AUGAUAAUUUUCGAUGUAAUAUACGCUGAAUGUUAUUUACCCUUAAUAGAUCAUUUUGGAUUACCCCCAGUUGUUGCUGUUACCGCUUUUGGAAUGUAUUCUUACAUUAAUGAUGUUAUGGGGCAAACAACCGAAAGUUAUAUUCCAUAUUUCGCUUUACCAUACACAGAUCAUAUGAAUUUUUUUGAAAGAAUACACAGUUCAUUUUAUUUAACCAUGGAAAGCAUAAUAAGACUAAAUAAUUUGAAGAAUUUAAAUGAAAUUUCUAAAGAAACUUUUGGACCAAAAUCUAGAAGCAUUGAAGAUUUAUUUAAAGAAAUUUCUUUAAUGUUUCCCAACGAUCAUCCAAUUUUGGAUUACCCCAAACCAACAGCGCCGAAUGUUAUUCCAAUCGGUGGUGUUCAAGUUAAACCACCAAAAAAACUUGAUAAGGAUUUGCAAAAAAUUUUAGACGAUUCCAAACAAGGAGUAAUUUUCGUAUCUUUAGGUUCGAACUUUAUACCAAAAUAUUACGGAAAACAUGCUAUAAAAUCUUUUAAAGAAUCGUUCUCAAAACUAAAUCAAACCAUUCUUUGGAAAUUUGACGAUGAUGAUCUUCCUAAAAAUGUUAUUACUCGAAAAUGGUUCUCUCAAACCGAUAUUUUAGCGCAUCCAAACACGAAGCUUUUUAUAACUCAUUGCGGUGGACUAAGUACGCAAGAAACUAUAAUUAGGGGUGUUCCAGUUAUUGGAAUACCGUUAUUUUUUGAUCAAUAUAGUCAAGCUGGAAAGAUUCAAUCGAUUAAUGGAGGUGUAGUUCUAAAGUAUUGGGAAUUAACGACCGAGAAUGUUUAUAAUUCCAUUAUGGAAGUGUUAUCUAAUCCUGUGUACAAAAAUAAUAUGAAACGAUUAUCUACAUUGUAUAAUGAACAACCAGAAAAUCUAUUGGAAAAGUUCUUACUUUGGGUUGAUUACGUGCUUAAACAUGGGCAUUUAAAUCAUUUAUCUCUUGGAAGUAGAGAAAUGAGAUGGUAUCAAAUAAAUAAUUGGGACGUUUAUGCAUUAGGUGUUGAUGAUGUCAAAAUUGAUACUAGAGAAGGUAAGACAGAAAUAUCCAAAGAUUAUGUCAAAAACGAAAUCAUGGGUGAUGUCAAGAUUGAUGUUAAAGACGAUGAGACUAAGGUUACCAAAGAAGAAAUCAACAAACUUGAUAUCAAAAAGGAUGCUAAUGAAGAUGUAACAGAAAUUACCAAAACAGAUAUCGUGGAAGAUGUCAAAGAAGAUGGCAAAGAAAUUAGCAAAGAUGACAACGAAAAGGAAGUCAACGAUGUUAAAAGCGAUACCAAAGAAAAGGAGACAAGAGUUAGUAAAAUGUAA
Onthophagus taurus is the source of this 1356-nucleotide messenger RNA. The record is from RefSeq and is a predicted model, not a curated record. NCBI's taxonomy places the organism in Eukaryota, Metazoa, Arthropoda, Insecta, Coleoptera, Scarabaeidae.